Molecule: messenger RNA, 777 nt
Organism: Pterocles gutturalis (yellow-throated sandgrouse)
Lineage: Eukaryota; Metazoa; Chordata; Aves; Pterocliformes; Pteroclidae
Gene: PDSS2
Product: prenyl (decaprenyl) diphosphate synthase, subunit 2
Exons: 6
Biological process (GO): isoprenoid biosynthetic process; ubiquinone biosynthetic process
Cellular component (GO): transferase complex; mitochondrion
Molecular function (GO): prenyltransferase activity
Source: RefSeq, a predicted model, not a curated record
UUCAGUCAAAGAAGCCUGGCUGAGAUUACGGAACUGAUCCACACUGCCUUUCUGGUGCAUCGUGGCAUAGUGAAUAUUGGUGAGCUCAAGUCCUGCGAUGGCCCACUGAAGGAUAUGCAGUUUGGAAAUAAAAUGGCUGUUCUGAGUGGAGAUUUUCUUCUAGCAAAUGCUUGCACAAGCCUUGCACAGUUGCAAAAUACCAAGGUUGUGGAACUCAUUUCAAGUGCUAUUGGUGACUUGGUUCAAGGCAUAUAUUAUGAAAACUCAAAAUCAUCUGAGAACUGUCUUACAGAUGAUAUUGGCAUAUCUACAUGGAAGGAGCAGGUUUUCCUGUCCCAUAGUGCCUUGCUAGCAAAGAGCUGCCAGGCUGCAAUGGAGCUAGCAAAGCACAGUGCUGAGAUUCAGGAUAUGGCAUUUCAGUAUGGAAAGCACAUGUCUAUGAGUCAUAAGCUACAUUCAGACCUUCAGCCAUUUGUUAAAGAAAGUUCUAGUGACACCACGGCCUUCAGUUUGAAUUCUGCUCCUGCAGUCCUCCAUCAGGAAUUCCUUGGAAGGGAGGCAUGGAUUAAACAGAUCAGAGAGGCACAAGGAAAAGGAAAUAUAAUGGACUACAAGAAGCUGCAGGAAGCGAUCAAGGCCGGCAAAGGUGUGACUUCUGCCAUCGACCUGUGCCGUCAGCACGGAAGCAGAGCUCUGGCAGCCCUGGAGUGCUUCCCUCCCUCCGAGGCCAGGGCUGCCUUGGCCAACAUCGUUUACGCCGCGACCAGGUUUCCCUGA